AUGACAGAGUGCUUCCUGCCCCCCAGCAGCAGCCCUGCCGAGCAGCGCAGGGCUGAGCACCCAGGGGGCGUGGCCCGCACCCCCAGCUCUGAGGAGAUCAGUCCCACCAAGUUCCCUGGCCUGUACCGCACCGGUGAGCCUUCACCGCCACACGAUGGCCAUCACCACGAGCCGCCCGACGCCUACGUCUCAGACGAUGACAAAGAGCACAGCAAGAAGAAGAACAAGUUUAAGAAGAAGGAAAAAAGAACGGAAGGUUACGCUGCUUUCCAGGAGGACAGCUCAGCCGAUGAAGCAGAGAGCCCGUCCAAGAUGAAGCGCUCCAAGGGAAUCCACGUGUUCAAGAAGCCCAGUUUCUCCAAGAAGAAGGAGAAGGACUUCAAGGUGAAGGAGAAGGGUCCCAAGGAGGACAAGACAAAGGACAAAAAAUCCAAGGACCUGACUGCUGCAGAUGUGGUCAAGCAGUGGAAGGAGAAGAAGAAGAAGAAGAAGCCCACAGCGGAAGUGGAGCCAGUGCCAGUGGAGACUCCCACCUUCAGGCCCAUCUUUGGAGCGCCACUGGCCGAAGCUGUCAAGAGGACAGCUCUUUAUGACGGCAUCCAGCUGCCGGCCAUUUUUAGGGAGUGUGUGGACUACAUUGAAAGUUAUGGCAUGAAGUGUGAGGGCAUCUACCGUGUCUCAGGUAUGAAGUCCAAGGUGGAUGAACUGAAAGCAGCCUAUGACCGUGAGGAGUGCCCUUGUCUGGAGGAGUAUGACCCUCACACAGUUGCCAGUCUACUGAAGCAGUACCUACGCGAGCUGCCAGAGAACCUGUUGGGCCGUGACCUGGCCCAGCGCUUCGAGGACGCCUGUGGGCGGCAGGUGGAGGCCGAGAAGGUGGCUGAGUUCCAGAGGCUGCUGGCUGAAGUGCCGCCUGGUAGCCGGCUGCUGCUGUCCUGGCUCAUCACACACAUGGACCAUGUCAUCGCCAGGGAAGCGGACACCAAGAUGAACAUCCAGAACAUCUCUAUUGUCCUCAACCCAACUGUUCAGAUCGGGAACCGAGUUCUAUACGUGUUCUUCACCCAUGUGAGGGAGCUGUUUGGCGACGUGGUCUUGAAGCCAGUAGUGCGACCGCUCCGCUGGUCCAAUAUGGCAACAAUGCCGGCACUUCCUGAGACCCAGGAGAGCAUCAAAGAAGAGAUUCGAAGACAGGAGUUCCUGCUGAACUGCCUGCACAGGGACCUCCAGGCAGGGGUGAAGGAUCUGUCCAAAGAGGAGCGACUCUGGGAGGUUCAGCGUAUCCUGACUGCUCUCAAACGCAAACUGAGGGAGGCCAAACGUCAGGAGUGUGAGAGCAAGAUAGCGCAGGAGAUUGCAAGCCUGUCAAAGGAGGACGUGUCCAAAGAGGAAAUGACUGAGAAUGAAGAGGAAGUGAUCAACAUCCUUCUGGCACAGGAAAAUGAGAUCCUGACGGAGCAGGAGGAGCUGAUUUCUCUGGAGCAGGUGCUGCGUAGGCAGAUCGCCACUGAAAAGGAGGAGAUAGAGAGGUUGCGGGCAGAGAUUGCAGACAUACAGAGUCGGCAGCAGGGUCGCAGCGAGACAGAGGAAUAUUCGUCAGACAGCGAGAGUGAGAGCGAGGAUGAAGAGGAGCUGCAGAUGAUCCUAGAAGACCUGCAGAAACAAAACGAGGAACUGGAGAACAAAAACACUCACCUGAACCAGGCCAUCCACGAGGAGCAGGAGGCCAUCUUGGAGCUCCGCGUCCAGCUCCGCCUCCUGCAGAGUCAAAAACUGCAGCAAGAGCUGACUGUCCAGCCGCCGGUGGAGCAGGCCCCGCCCGCACAGCCAAGCCCGGAGGCCUGCAGCGAGGAGCAAACCAAACGCUCGGUCUCUGCCGUUGUCACUGGCACAGAUGCCACCGGCUCAGCUAACGGCAAGGCAGCCAAGGAUCCUUCGAAGCCCUCGCCAAGCAAAGACAGGAGAGAGAGCAACAUGUGAGGGGUGACCUCUCUCUCAUACUUGGUGGCUCUGUGCUGCUGUACAUCUCUCCCGCUGGUCAGUUGUCCCGCAGAGUCACUCGCUGCCCACCGGAGCAUUCACCUCGCUGGAUCAGUGAGUUCAUGUGGCAGAGAGACAUUUCAUUACCAGAUUUGUUUUCAUUAUAUGGCCAAUAUGGCAGAAUUUGUGAUGCUAUCGGUGUCCUGACUCUGUCAACACGUAUCGAGUACCCUGGUAUCCCAUUUUCUUUGCAGUACACACACACACACACACACACACACACACACACACACACACACACACACACACACACACACACACACACACACACACACUUUAAAGAUAGUCUAUCUGCUGUAGUGGACAACUGGCUAGUGGCUACUACUGUGAGACACCAGAUGGGACCAGACUCGUAGAUCCUCAUGUGCCAAGCCUGUGCAAAGGAAGAAGGGAAAGGCAGAGAUUUGGGGAUUGAUUUACAAAACAAAAAAAACAAAACAAAAAAAAGAAGAAGAAGAAGAAGUAAGGAUUGCUGAGUAAAAAGGCAUCUUGCCAGUGAAAUAUCAAAAAUGCAUCAGUGCUCAAAAAAAUGAACACAAGAUCAGAUUUAAACCCAAUUCCCGUGACUCACUUUGUCCCUCACCUACUCUCAAAUUUGACAUUUUUAGGAUAGUGACCACUGUGCCAUAACUGAAGAUGCCAGACUGGACAAGUUGCCCCAGAGAACCACUAAUACAAAAGCUCUUUGAAUGAUGAAGAAUUUAUGAUUGGUCUAUAUAUUAUAUAUUUAAAUAGUAUUCUGGAGGAUAUGGAGGACUAUUCAGUAAAAUACAGUGAUUUUAAAUGACAUGCCUUUUAGUAAUAUAUGAAAAUAUAUAUAUAUUGUAGAUGCUUUUGUUUCUUUGAACUGCAAAUGCACAUGAGAUGUAGCGGUGUUGCACCUUGCAACUGACCAGUGGAUAAAAAUACAUGGACAUAUUCAUAUAAAUAUACAUACACAACAAAAAUAUAUGCAUCACUGGAGGCAUGGGGUAUGGCUGGAGGCAUCCUUGACUUUGUUACCAUCACUUUUUGAAAAAAUCACUCGUAUUUUUGCUCUCCAAUGCAAUCAUGACAGCAGAAAGCAUCUUUUCUGUUACCUCUGCUGUGCACAAACCGGAAAUUUAGGAAGUGAGAUUUUAUCAGUUUGAUAGCUACAUGUCUCCAGUGAUGAUCAGUGAGACACGUGGGAAAUGUAUUUAUUUUUGUUGCGUAUUGUCAGUCAUGUUUUAUGUUGUCUUGAUGUGGGGAGUUGGAGGCGAGUAUUAAACUCAAGAUCAUAAGUCAAUCAUUUCAUUUCACAACACUGAUCUACGACUGUUGCAAAGUACUGUCUUAUCGUCAUUGUUCAGUCUCUGAUAUUUAAAAAGCAAAGGCAUGGCCUACUUACUUCCCGCUCAUGUAUAUUAUUGUAAAAUUGCAAACAUACUGUAUUUUCAGCUCUUAUUAUGUUUUGUCAUAUGUUCUUUUUUAUUAUUAAUGAUCUUUAUGGAGUAUGCUAGUGUGACUGCCCACGGGCGAAACUGAAGCAAUCAUGUUUGGACUCAUGAUUCAAAAUGUUUAUUAAUCUCCUGUGAUUCAAACAAAUUAAUUCUAGAUUGGGAUCAUAAGCUUCUCAUGAGGUUAUUUUCAUAUUGUUCCAAGCUUUUUUAGCUUAUUGUUGCAGACAGAAUAAUGCUGUGAAGAAUAAAGUGUCAAUCCGAAGGAA
Messenger RNA from Myripristis murdjan (pinecone soldierfish), 3727 nucleotides. It is a transcript of the gene ralbp1, whose product is annotated as ralA binding protein 1. The transcript has 9 exons. Gene Ontology annotation, biological process: endocytosis; positive regulation of GTPase activity; small GTPase-mediated signal transduction. Bases 1 to 1980 code for a protein of 659 amino acids. Gene Ontology annotation, cellular component: membrane. Gene Ontology annotation, molecular function: small GTPase binding; GTPase activator activity. The record is from RefSeq and is a predicted model, not a curated record. Lineage: Eukaryota; Metazoa; Chordata; Actinopteri; Holocentriformes; Holocentridae.